Messenger RNA from Hirundo rustica (Barn swallow), 1828 nucleotides. It is a transcript of the gene KCNIP3, whose product is annotated as potassium voltage-gated channel interacting protein 3. NCBI's taxonomy places the organism in Eukaryota, Metazoa, Chordata, Aves, Passeriformes, Hirundinidae. The transcript has 8 exons. Gene Ontology annotation, cellular component: nucleus; voltage-gated potassium channel complex. Gene Ontology annotation, molecular function: RNA polymerase II cis-regulatory region sequence-specific DNA binding; DNA-binding transcription repressor activity, RNA polymerase II-specific; calcium ion binding. Gene Ontology annotation, biological process: negative regulation of transcription by RNA polymerase II; regulation of potassium ion transmembrane transport. The coding region runs from base 205 to 948 and encodes 247 amino acids. The record is from RefSeq and is a predicted model, not a curated record.
CCCCUCUCCCUCACUGCCCCCAAAAGCUCCUGAGAUGGGACACCAGGACCCCCAAGUCCCCUGAGACCCCUCACAGCAGGAGCUGGGGGUUCACCCCCCUCUGACAGUGCCUGGGUAUUUUACAAGCUCCCAACCCCAUCCCAAAAUUGCUGACACCCCCUGUGCUGAGUGGCUCCACAGGGGCUUCCCAGGCUGAAAUUAUUAAUGAACCUUAAUUACCUUCUGCUGGGCUGGGCUGGAGCAGCAGUGGCUAAGAAGUGGCUCGGGAGUGUUCUGCACUUUGGGAAUGUGGGAAACCCCUGGGGACACAACACCCACGGUGUUCCAGGGUCCCGAGGGAGAUUCAGGGUCCACCAAGACAGCAGCGAUGCCGAUGUGGAGCUUCCGACAAUCCGGCACCAACCUGAGGGGCUGGAGCAGCUGCUGGCUCGGACCAAGUUCACCAAGAUGGAGCUUCAGUCCCUCUACCGUGGCUUCAAGAACGAAUGUCCCAGUGGCUUAGUGGAUGAGGAAACCUUCACAUUCAUCUACUCACGGUUCUUCCCUCAAGGCGACGCCAGCUCCUACGCCCACUUCUUGUUUGACGCCUUCGAUGCCGACCACAACGGGGCUCUCUGCUUCCAGGAUUUCGCCGUGGGACUCUCGGUGCUGCUGCGGGGGACAGAGCAGCAGAAGCUGAAGUGGACAUUUGACCUCUACGAUGUGAAUAAGGACGGCUACAUCACCAAGGAGGAUAUGCUGGAGAUCAUGAAAUCCAUCUACGCUAUGAUGGGCCGCUGCACGGAGCCCGCCCUGGGGGCCAGUGCGCCGGCCCAGCACGUGGAGCUGUUCUUCCAGAAGAUGGACAGGAACAGGGACGGCAUGGUGACCUUCGAGGAGUUCCUGGCCACAUGCCAGGAGGACAAGGACAUCAUGAGCUCCAUGCAGAUCUUCGACAGCGUGCUCUAGACCCCAUCCCGCUCUGGAGAUUUUCUACUAUUUCCGACAAACAAGAAGUUCAAAGUCAGGAGAAAUCCAGCAUGUGGCUCCCGGAGAUGGGAUAGGACAGGGAUGACGUGUCCACCAGAGGCCCCUAGGCACAAUGCUGCCACAUGCCAGACAGACCCAUUUUGGGGGGCUGAGCCUCCUCUCGACACCAACCCUCCUCCUUGGCACUGCAAGGACCUGACACAGCACAAAUCCAACCCCAGGGCCCCCUGGGGCAGGGCCCCCAUGAUAUGGGGACUGCCUGGGGUGUGAGGACCCUCACAGAUGGGACCCUCCAGGGCAGGGACCACCCGGGAUGUGGGGGCCCUCUGGGUGGGGGUCUCCAUAUCGCAACCAUGAAAUGGAGCGGCCAAGCACCAACCAAAAGCACACAGUCCCUCCUCCCCCAACACUGAGGGGACCAACCAUGAAACACCCUCUCCCAAGAGCAUGGAGAGGUGUGGAUUUUAUAAAUAAACCAAAUAGCGACGAUUUAAGGGUGAAAUGGAGUCAAAUGGGAUGGGAGAGAUGUGCAGUGUCCUGGUCCCUGUCCUGUGCUCUGUCUCUGCCUGUGUCCCAGUCCCUGUUCUGCUUCCAGUCCUAUUCCCCGUGCCUCUUCUAGUCCCUGUCCUUGUCCGGGUAGCAGUCCAACUCCCGUGCCUCUCCCAUUCCCUGUCCUGUCCCCAUUCCCAUCUCUCAGUCCCGUUCCCAGUCCCAUUCCCUGUCCUGUCCCCAUUCCCAUCUCCCAGUCCCGUUCCCAGUCCCAUUCCCUGUCCUGUCCCCAUUCCCAUCUCCCCGUCCCGUUCCCAUUCCCGUCCCUAUUCCCAUUCCCGUGGCUACACCCCUCAGCCCUCUCCUCUCA